Molecule: messenger RNA, 2514 nt
Organism: Aspergillus neoniger CBS 115656
Lineage: Eukaryota; Fungi; Ascomycota; Eurotiomycetes; Eurotiales; Aspergillaceae
Product: Zn(II)2Cys6 transcription factor
Exons: 12
Coding region: 19-2142 (707 amino acids)
Biological process (GO): DNA-templated transcription; regulation of DNA-templated transcription
Molecular function (GO): DNA binding; zinc ion binding; DNA-binding transcription factor activity, RNA polymerase II-specific
Source: RefSeq, a predicted model, not a curated record
GAUGCCAGAUACGAUAGCAUGAUGUCCGAGCAAUUUACCCAGGGCCGAGCGACUUCCAGUUUGCGGGAAUCUUCAUCGCCCGAAAUGGCGACCGAUCAGAAGAAGGGCCGAUUGACUGAGGCGAAGACCUGCAAAGCCUGUGACCAGUGCAGGAACCGGAAAGUUCGCUGCAUUAUGGAUCCCCAGCAACGCUCGAGAUGCAUCCACUGUAUUAAACGCAACGAGACCUGUCAUUUCACCCAGACCAAACGUAAGCUGAGAUCAAAAGCACCGCAGACCAGCAGGUAUCAUACAACCAGUCGACACCACAUACCGCUCGUCAACUCCUGGGCCGAAGAAGCCUGCAUUCAACCGACUCUUUCAUCUCUGUUUCUGGACCAGAUAUUGGAAAAUAAAGGUCGCAGUAGCAUUCUGAGGGAUAACUUUGCUUUGCUAAGGGCGUCCGAUCAUGAUGUGACUAGUUCCAGCCUUGCCUUCUUCACGGAGCACCGAAUAAACUCUCUGUCGCACCGGUUGGGCAAUGACCGACUCAGGGAGCUGGUUGAGAACAUCGAAUCCGUCAUUCGAUCGCGACUUCUUGCCGAGGGUCCGUCCUCGAUUUCACACAUCACUUUUGGAAAGCCGUCUGAUACAGAGGACGUUUCGCUGGAAAAUGUCAGGCUCUACGUCAAUACUUACUUCCAUCAACUGCAUCCGAUUUACCCUUUCCUCGAUCGUCAAAAGUUCGAGGAUAAGGUGUUCGGGCCCAACCUGUCUGAAACUCUGGCAUCCAGCUGUGCUUUCUCGGCUCUGUAUCACACAAUAUUGGCUCUAGGAUGCCAGUACCAUGAAGGCGGGGCCUUUGACCCAGGUAAUGGCAGGGCGUGGAAGCUUUUCCAAGUUUCUUUGGGUCUCGUGUCGGAUAUAUUGAUUCCCAGGGAGGCCUUAAUGAGUCUUCAAGCUUUGGUUGCCAUGUCAAUCUUCGCCACGACUACUUGCUGUCUUCAGAUCGACGAAAUCUUGCUGAUGGAAGCUGCCCGAAUGGCUCAAAGCCUUGGAUACCAUCGAGCACUGAGCAACGGGGACCAGCGGUACAAGACACCUAUGAUUCCCGACCAUGACAUCGGCUGUCCUGUCCCCGAUGUCCCAGAAUCCGUCUUUGAAGGACAUAACUGGUUCUUAUCGGCCAUCAGCUUCGGGAGAAUUCUCUCACUUGCAUAUACCUCCCUCUUUUCAGUGAGUGCUGCAAUUCAACCUCCAGAGUCGUAUUAUGCGGCGAUCCAGAAUAUUGAAGCUCGGUUGGAGCGAUGGCGAUCCGCACUACCAGAGCACUAUCGUCCUGGUAGGCUGUCUCAGUCUCACAAGCCGCACGUGGCCCCCUGUUCUUCAUCUUCCUUCACUCAGCCGAGUUUUAAGACGGUUGUACUCCGAACCAAGUUCUCGUACUAUGGUUUGAUCAUCGCUCUGGCAAGACUUAAGAUUUAUAUAGGUCGACAAGAUCAGUCUCCAUUGCAGGAGAAGACCAGGCGACUGCUGAUGGAUACAGCAAGAGCCGUUGUGGAGGACAGCAAGAACAUCGACAUAGCUGCCUAUACGCCGCUUUUCAUUCUGGCCAUUCUACCACUUGGAGCAUUAUUCAUUCUAUUUGACUUUGUCAUCCACAACCCGAUGCAUCCGGAAACCCUCAACAAUCUCUCACUGCUGGAUGUCGCAGCUGGGCAUUUUAGUCUACUGGAGUACAAGUCUGGGGGUUUUGUGCCCGCGUCGCUUCUGACCGAAUUCGCUCACAUCGCAAGACAGUAUAUCAGGGAUUAUGGCAGAAACCAACCUCAGCACCAGCAACAAGAAGAGGCAGAGGUGCAGGAAAGGGAAGACGAGGAAAGAGGUGCAGAAUCGUGCGAAAUAGGCUCCUCUAACGUUGAAUCUACAUUAGCUUUCGAGGAUUCUGGGCAGUUGGCUCAAACAAACAACCCCAGCAGUAUUAAUGAUGUCCGCUUGCAAGAUGACAUUAUGGAGUUUUGGGAUCCAAGUGACUAUCUUCACUACCCUGUGACGGCGGACACCACGGUGCAUGGCAGCAUGCCCGAGAACAUGAUGGCGGCAUCCUUCAAUAUACAAAGCUUGUUUGGUUUUGUAGUUCCGGAAUUCGGACAUGAUCUCUGAAUACGAACUAUCGAGGAGAAACGUCUAGGGAACGGAACAUGUCCCAUAUUGGCCACCACUGUUGUUCGCCCUCCUCCCACCAACUCUUCGCCUGCCACUUGAGAGGUCAGGGGAACUACUUUUACAGCAGCAGGAAUCAGCUGGUGGCAUGAGACUAUCGAAAGAUUAUGAUCAAUAAACAUUUAGAGAUCCCACUUUGCAAUAGGGGUUCGGCGAUUAACUCCCACGACCCAUUCAUCCGCGGGAUCCAUCUAUACGAAUACGAACGGAGGACUGCCCUGCUUUCGAGACUUUGGAAUUAGAUAAGAGCUUUUAUGUAGAAUUUUGGAUGAAGGCAAACCAAUUCAGCAGGUGAUACAACCUGAUGAUUCG